Molecule: messenger RNA, 5906 nt
Organism: Cydia fagiglandana
Lineage: Eukaryota; Metazoa; Arthropoda; Insecta; Lepidoptera; Tortricidae
Gene: Oamb
Product: octopamine receptor Oamb
Exons: 11
Coding region: 328-1842 (504 amino acids)
Biological process (GO): positive regulation of cytosolic calcium ion concentration; cell-cell signaling; adenylate cyclase-activating adrenergic receptor signaling pathway
Cellular component (GO): plasma membrane
Molecular function (GO): alpha1-adrenergic receptor activity
Source: RefSeq, a predicted model, not a curated record
CUACGUCACUUUUUACCAACGUCACCGGUUAUAAAUUGCAUUCAGCCACCGCGCGUGCGCGAAAAGCCAAGACGGCCAGUGUAUUCAAGAGAACCGAACGCAUCUAACCUAUAUCGGUGCCCAACGGUCGCGCGCGAAAUAAACUUUCGUAAUUCGGAAUUCGAACGGCGAUUAGUUUUUGAAUUUGGAAUUUUGUGCCAGUGUUUGAGUGCUGUUUUUGUUUGUUUUCAGUGAUUUUGGUUGGUUUGUGUUGUGCUGUUGGAGAGUCGUUGGAUUUUGAGAACCAAUGGCGACCUGACACACCCCCCCUUGCGCUGACCAUGCGCUAUGCGCUCGCUGAACGAGACAGCAUGCGCGGCGCUGCUGGAAGACGUGCGCUGGGACGAGCCUGCCAGCCUCGUCUCUCUUGCUGUGCUCGCGCUCAUCGACGUGCUCGUCAUUGCAGGCAACUGUCUGGUGAUCGCCGCUGUCCUGUGCUCGUCCAAACUGCGCAGUGUCACAAACUUGUUUAUCGUGUCAUUGGCGGUCGCCGAUCUUCUGGUCGGUGUAGCUGUGUUGCCGUUCUCUGCCACUAGGGAAGUUUUCGAGAUAUGGAUAUUCGGCGGUGUUUGGUGCUCUGUCUGGCUGGCCGUCGACGUGUGGAUGUGCACAGCCUCCAUACUGAACCUCUGCGCCAUCUCUCUCGACCGCUACGUGGCCGUCACCCGUCCCGUCAGCUACCCUAGCAUCAUGAGUAGAAAGAGAGCUAAGGCGCUGAUAGCUGGGCUGUGGGUGUUAUCGUUUGUCAUCUGUUUCCCGCCGCUGGUCGGAUGGAAGGAUAAGAAGCCUGAAGAAGCCGAGCUGAAAGACGGCUGGGCCCCCAACCCCCACUGCCCCUGGACUUGCGAGCUCACCAACGACGCCGGCUACGUCGUCUACUCCGCUCUCGGCUCCUUCUACAUCCCCAUGUUCGUAAUGCUGUUCUUCUAUUGGAGGAUUUAUAAGGCCGCUGUGAGGACUACCAAGGCGAUUAACCAAGGGUUUAGGACUACCAAAGGUAAAGGCAUGGGCAGCAGAUUUGACGACAACAGACUGACGCUACGGAUCCACAGAGGGCGGGGGUCCAGUCGGCCUCAUGGAUCUCCUCUGUCUACAGCCUCUAAUCAUUCUACGAGUACAUCGCUCAGUGCCAGCCCCGAGAGACUUAGAAGACAUUCCAGUGCCCGUCGAGCGCAUGAAAAAGUCAAAAUCUCUGUCUCCUACCCGUCGUCAGAGCAGAUCUGUCAGACGCACGAGAACUCCCGGUCUCCCAGUAGAUCCCCAAGCCCCUCGCUGUACGCUGUUCACUACGAGCGCGACGGCAGAGAAUUGACUGAAAGCAGACUGAGAGUCAGACCGCCACAUCAUUUGGCCCCGGGGCCGCUGUACGACGAGUUCGAUGACAAGCCUAGGGCCACGAGAAGAAUGGGGAAGAGGAAUAUAAAAGCUCAAGUGAAACGCUUCAAAAUGGAGACCAAAGCAGCCAAGACCCUCGGCAUCAUCGUCGGAGGCUUCGUCUUCUGCUGGCUCCCAUUCUUCAGCGUGUACGUCGUAAGGGCCUUCUGCGGGGACUGCGUGCCUUCCAUCAUCUUCUCCGUGCUGUUUUGGCUGGGUUACUGCAACUCGGCUAUUAAUCCGCUUAUUUAUGCACUGUUUUCUAAGGACUUUAGGUUCGCAUUCAAGCGUAUAAUCUGCAAGUGCUUCUGCGGGCGCGCGGGCGCGCGGCGGCAGUCGGACGGCUCCGCGCGGCGCGCCGAGCCCAAACCUCACGAGACUUCGCUAGAAGACCAGGAUAUCUCUAAUAGCGCGAGCAAUGACAGGUGACGUCAAACCCCGCGACGGCAAAACCCCCAAUUCCAGGCUACCGUCGCGUGUGUCUAGCAGGGACAGCGAGCCGUCACCUUCCUCCGAUAGCUUCUUACACCAACAUCAUUCCAGUGGAACGGCCUACUAAAAGCUUCCUUCAAGAGUCUCUUAGUGCCUCAGAUAAUUAACAAAGAACGAAGAUACCAUAAUUAAUGGUCAUAAGCUGCAAAAAUUCUUUGAGCUCUGAAAUUUUUAGGUAUUACAGAAAAGCUACGAAUUACUAAAAUACUUUUGGUAUUUGGCAAAACCGAAAUCAUAUAAAGGCUUAAAUCAGGACUCUAAAUUGCUGAAAAGCUGGACGUGUCAAUAAAACAGAGCCAUGUGAAAAAUUGAAAGCCCGAAUAACCAAUUAAGAACUACUUGGCUGUAGAAAUAUUGUUAUAAAUAUAUAAGCAGCAAAAACUUGUCCCGUGCCUCAAUAGUGAAUGCUGAAAAGAAAAAGUUAAAUUUGUGUUGGUGGUGUUGAUAAAAACCUGUACACAACUGAGUAUCAUAGUGAACCAAAAAAAGAAUUUCGAGACCUAGAAAACUCAAUUUAUUUCUGAUUUGAAGCCCCACAUAAAAAUUGUCUCAAGAAGCCAUAGGAAAAGCCAUUUUGAAGCAGCCAUAGAAUAUCAAUUUUAAUUUACGCAAGAUACACAGUUAUUUUAUAGAAAAGUCGAGAAAAGUAAUCGCAAAACGUAGCUUCUUCCACUUUUCAUAUGUGUUGAUCAAAAAUCGUGAAUUUAGACAAGUGGUUAAAUAUUAAACGAGUAAGAAAAUAAAUAAAUCGAGACUUCAUAAUCUAUCCUAUAUAAUAAAGAUUACCUAAGAUCUUGCAGAGUUGAUUAGAUGAGAUAAAGUCGAGUUGGAUUUAGGCUCUGAAUCAACAGGGACAAAAAGAGAGAGAGAUGCUAAAGAGCUUAUCUAAUUCUUCUAAAAUGGCCUUAAUUUACAAUAGUGAAUAUUAGUGAAGGUGAUGGACUCUUGUAUUGUACUAAAGACUGUUAUAGCUAUAAAAAUAUAUAAUGUAAAUAUUUAUUGUGUGUUUGUCGGAGGGACUAAUUGGCGUGUUAGAUUUUAAUGAAAGACAGGUGGCAUCCAUAUUGAAACUAUGUACAGUCAAGGAAUUUAAAUUCCGACCCAUUUCGUACUUUGUCACAGUGACAAUCAAUAUGAAAGCCGCUAGAGACCUCAUACGGUUGUCACUGUGACAAAGUACGAAAUGGGUCGGAAUUUAAAUUCCUUGACUGUACCUGUAAAGGACACGACAGCGCCGGCCACUCCAAGUGACGCAGCCAUUCGGUAGAAUGAGAUAGCAAUAUCACUUGCUCCCUCUAACACAAAAAUGCGCCCCUUGGAGUGGCCGGCGUUGGCCCAUCGUGUAGUGUAGAGGAGCCAUAAUGGAUCUGCAAAGAUAAAAAAGAAAACCUCGUGACUAAAUCGUUCGGCUGGCGGCCAUCUUAAAGCUUCUGUUUUUUUUUUAAAUUUUCCUAAGUACUUACCACUCUUGUUUGAACUGACAAACUUCCCUUCAGAAUGUUUUUUUUUUAAUUCUUUGCAGAUCAAUUUGGAAUAAAAUAGAUUAUAAACAAUUUAAGGAUAAUUUUACGGACUCGGUUCACUUCCAUAAUUUCAAUUAUAAUAUUUUACAAAAGUUUGAUACCUAAUACUUUUAGACGAUUCCCAAAAAGGAGCCAGUUAUGUUUCCAUGUUUUUUUAGUCUAGUUGUAAUUUUGAAACGUUAGUUUUAUUAAUAUACCUACCGGUUUGUUAGAUAAAAUAUAAAAAUAAAAUACUACACCCGUGAAGCCUAAAUAGAAUAUUUAGCAGAAUAAACAUUAAUUAGGUACCUAUAUAACGGCCUAUGAGUAACAAUUAAAAAGAUGGAGCCUGGCACAAAAUAGGUAAUAAAGAUGUUUAAUUUAUAUUUGCUUUGACUAUCCCGUCUAACUAGCUUUAAAUCUUUUACGUAUUUUUUUUAACUGCCUUUGCCUGAUGGCUCCUCUACACGAUGGGCCAACUCCGGCCACUCCACGGGACGCAGCCAUGCAGUAGAAUGAGAUAGCAAUAUCACUUGCUCCCUCUAACGCAUAAAUGCGUCCCUUGGAGUGGUCGGCUUUGGCCCAUCGUGAAGAGGAGCCAUGACACGAAUGUAUUCGCUUCGUGCGUGACUGUGGCGCCGCCCUAGUGGUUGUGGGAAAGAUAUGUUGCUUAUAGUUGUGUUUGCUCAGAGCAUAAAAAGGUCAACCACGGCGUUGCAUGAACAAGUGAUUUCCUUUGGCAGGAUUGGUCCUUAGGACCCAAGGAUGGAUUUAAGAAGUGGAGCCACCCAGAUUUUUGCUGCAGGUGGGGGUUGGGGGGGUUUUUAAGCGUCUGCGACGUCUGAGGUUAAUAAUUCUUUAAGUUUAGGUUCUAAGUCAAGUUUAGUAUCAUUUUCAACUAAAUCAAAGAUGUAGACAUAGAUUUCAUCGAAAUCAGUUCAGCGUUUAUUGAUUUCCCAUACAAUCCUACACCUUGCCUUUCAUUAUUAAGGUAUUUUUUUCGGAAUAGAAACUAUCCUAUGUUCUUCCUCGGGACUCAAACUAUCUCUAUACCAAAUUUUAUCUAAAUCGGUUCAGCGGUUAUUGAAUCUCCAUACAAAUUUCCUCCUCCCUUUUCACACCCUUAAGGGAUCAUUUUUGAGAUUAAAUUUUUGCUAUGUUAUUGAAUGAAAUUGGUUCAGCAGUUUAAGCGUGAAGAGGAAUUUAAAAAAAAGUAUUAUUUUCAUAUUUUAUGUAUUUUUACUUCGGAAUGGUGUCAUUAUGAUAUCAGAAAUAAAUUCGGCACCCCCGAUUUAUAAGAAAACGAUACCAAAUUUGGCCUAGUAGCUUAAAUGAUACAGAUAUCAAGAUGAAGUUGAGAGCCCCCCCCCCCUAAAAAUUUACAUCAUAAAUCUCGGUGGCUCCACUUCUUGAAUCCAUCCCUGGGUCCUAAGGACCAAUCCUGCCAAAGGAAAUAUCUUGUUCAUGCAACGCUGUACGUUAGCUCCAGCACCAUCCGCUAUUAUAAUAGGACAGGGCUGCAACCGCGAAAAUCGAAGUUCGCAAAUUGCAGGGAUCUUUCUCUUUUACUCCAAUGACGGCGUAAUUAGAGUGACAGAGAAAAAUCCCCGUAAUUUGCGAAUUUCGGUUUUCGCGGUAGCCCCUCAGUUAUGGCAAAUUCGAAAUAGUACAAGAAGAUGUCGUCCCAUUAACCUUUUAGACGCCAAUGACCGAUAUAUCCGCGCCGCGGAUUUCAACGCCAACGACCGAUUAAUCGGUCACAGACCACAGAGCAAUAUAGACUUACGUGCAUAUGCAUAAAGUUCAAUUUCAGUUUUGACACUUCGGUGACGGGGCGUCUGAGUGACAACUUUUGUGUUUGACACGGCGUCGAAAAGGUUAAUGUUCAUUUUUUCACCACCUCGUGCGUCGACGUCGCUUGUAUUUCCCCCAAAGAAUAUCCUCUAGCCGGCCAGAAACCUAUAAAAAGGUCUCCUGUUCCAUUCUAAUUUGAACUUUGUGUUGACACAAUAAAAUUUCAUUUUGCUUGGCAAGGUUUGACGUAUGGGCGGCUAGAGGUUAUAAUACUGAUUUCCCCGUCACCAACUUCGCAUAUAGCCAAUCAGAAACUGAGGGCCUACCGCGAACCACAUUCGAAGUCUUGCCUCUCUGUCGCACUUGUAAAUUCGUACGUAAAUGUGACACGGAGGCAACACGUCGAACGUGGUUCGCGGGAGGCCCUCUGAGCGGCUACCGCGAAAACCGAAAUUCACAAAUUGCGGGGAUCUUUCUCUUUUACACCAACGAAGGCGUAAUUGGAGUGACAGAGAAAAAUCCCCGCAAUUUGCGAACUUCGAUUUUCGCGGUUAUAGCCCGUGUUGAUAUUUCAAAAUGGAUGCCGCUCCUAAACUAGUCAAAGAUCUCGAUGUUCCUCGUAUUCGGUGUCUCGUCUCCUCGGUUAGAGUGUACCUGUACGUGAUUGUAUUUGUAACAUUAUGUAAAUACAAUAUAUGAGAUGUU